Messenger RNA from Ipomoea triloba (trilobed morning glory), 1036 nucleotides. RefSeq names its product probable isoprenylcysteine alpha-carbonyl methylesterase ICMEL1. NCBI's taxonomy places the organism in Eukaryota, Viridiplantae, Streptophyta, Magnoliopsida, Solanales, Convolvulaceae. The transcript is spliced from 11 exons. The coding region runs from base 1 to 1011 and encodes 336 amino acids. The record is from RefSeq and is a predicted model, not a curated record.
AUGGAGGUAGGCUACAGAUGGAUCACCAGGUUUCUUGCCCUUGGAUGUUAUGCUUUACUUCUUAUGCCUGGUUUUGUUCAAGUGGGAUAUUACUACUUUUCCAGGCAAGUCCGGAGAAGUAUUGUCUAUGGUGAGCAACCAAGAAAUAGGCUGGACCUUUACCUGCCUAAAAACAAUGAUGGCCCCAAGCCAAUUGUAGCAUUUGUAACAGGUGGAGCCUGGAUCAUUGGUUACAAAGCUUGGGGUUCUCUUUUAGGACAACAGUUAUCUGAAAGAGGCGUAAUAGUGGCAUGCAUUGAUUACAGAAAUUUCCCUCAGGCAACUAUCGGUGAUAUGGUCAGAGAUGCUUCCCUAGGUAUCUCCUUCAUGUGCAACAAUGCGGCUGAAUAUGGAGGUGAUCCUAACAGAAUAUACUUAAUGGGACAAUCAGCUGGUGCACAUAUUGCUGCAUGUGCUCUCGUGGAACAGGCGAUCAAAGAGGCUGGCGAGGGACAGAACGUUUCAUGGAGUGUCUCUCAAAUAAAGGCGUAUUUUGGGUUAUCUGGAGGGUACAAUUUGCUUAGCCUAGUUGAUCACUUCCACAGCCGAGGUCUGUAUCGCUCUCUUUUCUUAAGCAUAAUGGAAGGGCAAGAAUCUUUGGGAAAAUACUCGCCAGAAGUAGUUGUGCAAGACCCAAAUGUUAGAAAUGCAGUUCCACUCCUUCCUCCUAUUAUCCUUUUCCAUGGCACUGGAGACUAUUCCAUUCCUUGUGACUCCAGCAAGAAAUUUGUGGAUGUUCUGAAUGAUCUUGGUGGUAAAGCUGAAUCAAUCAUGUAUGAAGGGAAAACACAUACAGAUCUGUUUCUUCAGGAUCCAAUGAGAGGUGGAACAGAUGAGAUGUUGGAGGAAUUGAUCAGUAGAAUUCAUUAUGGCAACCCAGAAGCCUUUGCAGAAGCUGCGAAUGCUCCCCGGAGAAAGCGCUUAGUGCCUGAAUUCAUGUUGAAGUUGGCUGGCAAAGUUAGCCCAUUUUAGGCCACAAAUAACUUCAUUUUACACA